Molecule: messenger RNA, 2570 nt
Organism: Linum trigynum
Lineage: Eukaryota; Viridiplantae; Streptophyta; Magnoliopsida; Malpighiales; Linaceae
Source: the annotation of a GenBank genome assembly
AACACAUCACAACGAGCAGAAACACAAUAGAGAGAGUGUUUAGAGAGCUUCGGUUUUCGCACAAAACCGCGAGUAUUGAGAGGAGCUGUUUUAUCCUGGAGACGACCGGUUGAUAGUCUGUCGUGCGCAUCGAAGGCAGUGCCGCGAACGUCUUAAAGAGAGCAACCUAGUCCGCGACUCAGCUCCAGAUUCGGUAACCUCGUUCCUUUUGUUAUUCCGUUACUAACAAUAUGCAACAAUACCAAAGCGAAGCUACCACUUCCACUGUCUUCCUCUUUCUCUUCUUCCCACUUCACCAAAACAGUUACAAAAACAGAAAAAUGAAGAGAAAUUAUUAUUAUACCCUUUCUCUGCCUUUCCUUCUCCUCUUUGCGUUCUUGAUGCUGUCUUCUUCCUUCUUCUCCCACUCUGCAUCGGCUCGUCUCCUCCUUGACGCAACAGCUUCAUCACAGACCAAAGGAAGUAGUGAUGGCGGUGAGACGGAGCUGGUGAGCAUGGAAGAUAAUCAAAAGGCUGCUGCGGCUGCGGCUGGUGAAGUGGUGAUCAUUUUGCUUCACUUAAAGAAGAAUCCUUUUCCACGGUAAGUCUAUAGAGGCUCACUUGGAUUACAUCUACACUCAACACCACAAGAACCCUUGAAAAAUGAAGAAACAUAAUUAAUUUUGAUGGCUUCCCAUUUUUUGGUUUGCUUUUUUUGGCCCCUAAUUAAACCGAUGUUCAUGGUUCUAUUAUUAACCAGUUUGCAUAAUACAUGGAGCUUAGUAUUCUUAUUAAAUGCUAUAUAUAAAACGUGUGUGUUCAUAAAUUCUUAUUAAUAAGAAAUAUGGAUCUCUUACAUACGCGAGAAAUUGUGAUACAUACUUACGAGACUGCUUCGACUAUCAAUUUCCGUCACUAUAUCCUUAUCGAAAAAAUGAAAAGCAGUAGGGAAGAGGAAUUUGGACAAGGAAUCAAUGGGUUUGUGCACCUCGUGCAAAAGAAAUUUAUGUAAUAGAUGUAUGGUGAUGGUCGUCCCCAUUCCCCACCACUUGUUUAAGAAUUGAUUCCUUUCCUUACAAUAUCCUCUCUUCUUAAACUAACUUAUAACCCGAUUCCUUGGCCGGAAUGUUUGUAUUUGAGUAUUUAUAUUAUUAUGUUAUGUUUGACUUUAUCAAUUCGUUUAAUUUUAUUCACAAUUCUUCGAUUGAGAUGAUACACAAAAAAUGAAUGUAUAGAUCUAACAUUUGAAAAAAUAUCAUCAUCAUUUAAGAAUAAAAAAUAUAAAAAUAUAUCAUUAAUCCCAUUUCAUAAUGAUAAUUAAGCACCAUUAAAAUACUAUUGGUUAAUUGAUUGUCAUGAAAGAUAGAGCAUAAUAGUCUAGCUACUGGAAUUCCCACACGACUCAUAGAUAAUUGCAAACUAAAAUUAAAAUCUCACAAUCCUCCAUAAAUGGUUCAAUAUUUUCCUUUUAGAAACAACAUGUCACUAAUAAAAUAAGAAAUGGAGAUUUGUUGAUUCAAGUCAACCACAUACUAACAACUCAACUAAAAGGGGAUCAUCAAAACUUGAGAGCAAAUGUCAAAAUUAGGGUUACCUCAAAUAUACUAAUAGACUCGAUCAAAGUAAUAAGGCACAAAAUUAGACACUCCUUAUCUACCAGUUCUAGACUUACAGUAGGUUGAAUAGAGAAUCAACCUUAAUUUCAGUAAAUCAAUGAUUACUCGUUUUAAGAUAAACAUAAGUUGUGGUAGCUACAACAACCAUAAAGCUAAAGAUCCAAUAGUCACCACUCUCCGUUGUACAACCAACUUUUUAUCCCAUCUAUAUUCAAUCUCAAGAGGCAUUUUUUUCAACCCAAAAUUCACUUUCUUAUCCUCCUCCUACAACUCUAUUUCUGCUACUUUGAUGGACCUCUCUAUGGCCCUCGAUUUCUCUUCAAAUUGGAGUUCUUGUCAACUCGCUCUUCAACUCCUCAAUGCUCUUCUUGUAUUUGGCCAAUUCUUCUUCCGUAGGGGCAGUUGUAAUAAGCUCGGUAAAACCAACUCUCAUCUCCAAUUCCAUCAAUAUGCUCAUCUCAUCAUUGACUGUCUUCCCUUCAUCCAGUUCACUUCCAUGCCCUUCAAUAUCCUCUCCAUUUUCAUUAAUAUCCUCAUCAUCUCUCACUUCUCUCUCUUCAACUACUCCAGUUUUGCUUCCAUGUCUUUUAAUACCCUCCUCAAUUCGAUCACUACCCUCAUCAACUCCUUUUUCUCUACCUUAGCAUGAUGUAGUUGAUCUUUACAUGCUAUCAAAUCCAAACACAAUUUCUUCCCCCACCACUUUCCUUCCCAAACCCAAUCCCAACUCUUCUACUCAUAGUUCUACACCCCACUUCUCAGAGUAUUAUUGCGUGGAGGCUCAAUUUUAGCAAUCAUUAUGGUUUACAAUUAUAUUGAUGCACAAUAAAAAUAUCGACAAAAUCAAUAAUGUCUAACUAAUCCUAAAACAAUAUCAAAAUUUGAUCGGUGAGUUGUGCCAUAAGAAUCAUCAUUGAUGAAGAAAAAUAUGUUGCGGAGAAAAUUAGCCAUGAAAAAUAAAGCCUGAGCAAAAAU